GGUUAACAAUAUUAGCUCCACAAAAACGAAACCCUAUCAAUUGGGUGCGAUUUCACGUUUUGGAGGCGCACCGCCGCGGCGCCACAAGGUAAAAACAAGAGAAGAGCGUGAAGAUUGCCUUAUCGCUCGAAGUCCAGAUGGGAAAACCCUCGUCCAUCGUGCAAAUCCCGGAAGAACGGCGUUUUAGCCGGAAAAUGAACGAUCGAUACUCACCCGAGUAUGACACAUCCGGCGACCGCUACCGUCGCCGUCGCAGUUUCAGCGGCAGCCCUAGCCGCAGUCGGAGUCGGAGUCCAGCCCACGGCAACGGAAGGUACGAAGAAUACUCUGAUUAUCGCCGUGUCCGUAGAUCGUAUUCGCCUGAUUACUCAAACCCUAGAAAAAGCCCUAGGUCCGAGAACCUGAGAUCACAGAGAAGAUCUGGCUAUGAAGAUCGCAAGAACGGGGCACCAUCGUUCCUUGACCGCGAUUACAGGAACGAAAGGGUGCCGGAUGCCGACUCAGACGAAGAACUGAGAGGUCUGAGCUUCGAAGAUUACAGGAGGCUGAAGCGCCAAAAACUGAGGAAGAUGUUUACGGUGAAGAGUUAUGUAUGGGACCCGACGCCUAGCCCUCCUAGAAACGAGAACGAUUCAUAUGACCAAGAACCUGAGGAAAUCAGUGAUAAGUACGGGCAGGAGAAAGAAAACGGCUAUUCAAGUGACAAAGAGAAAGGAACGGAUACAAAGGCCAAGCUAAACCGAGAAAGAUCUAGGAGUCGCUCUCCUGAUAGCGAGUCGGCAUCAGAAUCUGAAUCAGGCUCGGACUCGGACGACUCACGUUCGAGGAAGAGCAAGAGUUCGCGACCCAGGCGUGGCGGGAGACGGAAAUCAGGAAGCGAAUCGGUUUCAGAGUCGGAAUCAGAAUCUGAGUCAGAGACAGAAUCAGAUGAUUCACGGUCUGGGAAGAAGAGGAAGAGCAGGAGUUUGAGGUCUAGGCGUGGAAACAGGAAAUCAAAACCAACAAGUGAGGAUGAAUCGGAUGAGGUGAGUGAUGACUCGGAAGAAGAUAGGAGACUGAGCAAGAAGUCAAAGAGUAGGAUGAGUAAGGGAAAGAAGAGCAGCAGGAGAAGUAGCCAUAAGAAAAGGAGUAGCAGAAGGAAGAGUAGAGAUAGGGAAUCUACUGGAAGCGAGACAGAAGAAAGCGAGAGUGAGGGAGGAUCCGAUGCUGGCAGAUCAUCUGUUGAUCGUGUGAAUUCAAAGAAGCGCAAACAUUCUUCUUCUUCCCUGUCUAAGAGGAGCAAGAAAAAGAUGGAAUUGGACUCUCGGAGUUCAAGUUUGGAUGAGAGUUCAGAUUCUCAAGCUGAUGAAAAAAAUAAAUCUAAAACAGAGGAUUCAAAACAGGAUGAGAUAGAUAGGGAAGUCCUUGAGCUCAAAGAGAUGAUUGAAUUGAGGAGGAAAUCUGCUGCAGACAAUGACCCGGUGGUUGGACCAAUGCCAUUGCCUAGGGCUGAAGGACAUAUAAGUUAUGGGGGGGCGCUCAGGCCUGGUGAAGGUGAUGCCAUUGCUCAGUAUGUGCAACAAGGUAAACGUAUCCCACGAAGAGGUGAAGUUGGCCUUUCAGCUGAGGAGAUUCAGAAAUUUGAGAGCCUUGGAUAUGUCAUGAGCGGCAGUAGGCAUCAAAGGAUGAAUGCUAUUCGUAUCAGGAAAGAAAACCAGGUUUAUAGUGCAGAAGACAAGCGGGCAUUGGCAAUGUUCAACUACGAGGAGAAGGCAAAGCGUGAACAGAAGGUCAUGGUUGAUCUUCAGAGACUGGUGCAGCGCCACAUUGGACAGGAUUCUGGCCCUUCUCAUGAUCCUUUUGCUGGGAGGGAAGGAGCUGAUGCUUGAUUGUCAUAUCAUGUAUGUCAAUGCUGUUUCCUUUUUCCGUUGCUGCCUCUUAGUGGUUUCCUUUUGAUUUGGAUGCUGUAAUCUUCAAUAUGCUUUAAGAUUGUCAGCAUUGAUCACAGCAACAACAAUCAUAAACCUAAUCCCGCUAGGGCGGGUUGGCUUUGGUAUAAUUGAGCCUUUUACAGUAAUAUAUCAUUUGAGGUUGUUUAAUUGAA
Molecule: messenger RNA, 2083 nt
Organism: Diospyros lotus (date-plum)
Lineage: Eukaryota; Viridiplantae; Streptophyta; Magnoliopsida; Ericales; Ebenaceae
Exons: 1
Coding region: 138-1868 (576 amino acids)
Biological process (GO): regulation of gene expression
Cellular component (GO): nucleus
Molecular function (GO): chromatin binding
Source: RefSeq, a predicted model, not a curated record